Molecule: messenger RNA, 2435 nt
Organism: Corticium candelabrum
Lineage: Eukaryota; Metazoa; Porifera; Homoscleromorpha; Homosclerophorida; Plakinidae
Product: alpha-adducin-like
Exons: 7
Coding region: 120-1064 (314 amino acids)
Cellular component (GO): plasma membrane; postsynaptic density; cytoskeleton
Molecular function (GO): actin filament binding
Source: RefSeq, a predicted model, not a curated record
UACGGGUCAUUAUCUCACAUCAAGUACAGUAUCACUGAUCAGAUAGUGAGUUGACAACUUCAAUCUGAUCGCAAGCUGAAAGUCUUUCAAACCCAGUGGGCUUCAGUCGUCUCACAGAUAUGGCGUUCUUGUUGAAACGUCGAGCUACGUUGAACUCCUUGGCGUCACUUUCUUGGGCCGGUUCUCUCAUUCCUGUCUCUGAUCUUCGAGGGUCGAAGUAUAGCGAGUCUGAGAGGAUUGUUAGAAACAAGUUGGCGUCUCUGUAUCGUCUCAUUGACUGGUAUGGCUGGUCUGACGGUAUCUAUGGCCACUCAAGUGUUCGUGUUCCAAAUACAGACAAUGAAUUUCUAAUUAACCCUUUGGGUUUGUUGUGUCAUGAGAUCACUGCCUCAAGCCUUGUAAAAGUAAAUAUUGAUGGAGACGUUAUUGAUCCUGGCUCGACAUCGUUUGGUAUCAACAAGGCCGGCUACUUCCUUCACUCGUCUAUUUACGACAGCAGACCAGACGUAAAUUGUAUUUCACACAUUCACACUACAUCUGGAGCUGCUGUUAGCUGCAUGAAGUGUGGGCUUCUACCAAUAUCACAAGAUGCUCUGACAUUGGGCAAAGUGACUUAUCAUUCAUUCAGAGGCUUUGUAUCAGGCAAUGAAAAGGAAGAGCUGCAACGUGAUCUUGGAUCAACAAGCACAGCUAUGAUUCUUAAUAAUCAUGGAUUGGCUGCACUUGGCAGCACUGUGGAUGAAGCUUUCUUUGUAUUGAGACUACUGGUGGUUGCUUGUGACUUUCAGGUGGGUGCUAUAGCUGCGGGAUUAGAAAAUGUUAUUAUGCCAGAUGUGGAUCACAUGACCGUGUUUGGAGAUGAACCAAGUGAUGAGACAUGGGCUAGAGGGGAACUGGAAUGGGAAGCCGAAAUGAGAAAGCUGGAUAUGCAUGGUUGCAACACUGGUCAGGUCUACAGGACUGCAUCUUUUAUUCAUUUUCCAUAUGCUGCUAAUCAGCUGCAAGAAGGAAAAUCAAGUCUGACUGCUGAAUCACUGAUUUCAAUGUCAAAGAAUGAGCAGUGAACUGCCCUUUUGCUGGUUUUUCAAGUCUCUGUUGCAAGUGGCAAGCAGUGAAUAGCUAUAUAGAAAGAAUCAGACAAGAUUAUGGAAAAAGCUGCGCAGUGUGCUGGAAUCCUCAUUAAAGAAGCAGCAUCUCCAGAAGCUCUUGCUCUUGUUGCAAAAUAUGCUGAAAAUUUUCUUGAGGGUGUAAUGAAGCUGAACGAAUCUAUAGAUGAGACGAGACAUGCUUUGGCUGACGCUAAGAUGACAAGCAAAUAUUCGUGGGAUAUUGUGUACACUGCCGUGGAAUGGGCGCUAGAUUUCAUCAAUGUAGUUGAACAGUUUGCCAGUUGGGGUCAUUCUGCUGACAGGAUUGAGAGAGUGAAGUCGGCAUUAAAAGCUGGAGAUUUUAAUGCUAUCGAUUCUUUUAUGGACACACUCGAUACACACGUGGAACAAACAAGCAAACGCUUUGACAUGUUUCAAAAGAAUGCUGAUAGAGCAACAGAACGAACGUACAAUGCAGCGAAAGACGCGGAGAAGGAAGCCACCAAAGCCAACAGCCGCAAAAGAGUUGUGCAGGGUGUAGGUGGCACUGCAUCUUCACUAUUACUAGCUGGCAGUAUUACCGGUACCUUUCUCACCGUGCUGUUUCCACCCGCGGGAAUACUCUUUGUCGGAGCGGCUGUCGGUGCAGGAGUAGCAGCUACAGGAGGAGUAGCAACCGCUGUUGGUACAGGCAUUGCAGCAGCAAACAUAAAAAAAACAGCAAGACGGAUGACAGAGUUGGCUCAGAUGCUGAAUGAUCUGUCAACGUCAGCCGGCUUUUUGCUUGCGAACGUGAAAGAAGUGGAGACUUGGUUACAUCAAUGUUUGAAUACAAUGGCGGUUACUCGCACGGCCUAUGCGUACGCCAAGAAGGGUUAUACCCCCGACACCAUAGAUGCCGUGGAGCGUUUUAAAAUGGAUCACAGACGUUACACAGUGCAGCCAGCGCUGCAGGUGACGUACUGACAAAGCUCAAACAAGAUCUGAAGUCACAUAUGCACUGCAGUACUUGUGCAUCCAGCGACAAGAAAUAACAGAAGUCUUAUAAUAGACUUUGCCAGCGGUUUGUUAUGUAAUUGUCUGUCUUGGGGGCAGUCGCAUUUUGGGUACUUUAGUGUUGUGAGUAUGUGUUUGCGCGAAAGUGUCCGCUCUGUGGUUCUUCUCUAGUAUUUGUGUUUACUUAUUGACUGCAGACAACAACUUUUCUAGUUCUCCGCUAGUCUGGGGUACUGUACUGUAGUAAUAGUAUGGCUGAGUGCGAGUUGUCUACUGAUCAAGUUUUACUAGUUAAACUGUAUACAGUAGUCUACAUUGCUGCAAUUAUAAUGCUAAUAUGUUCUAACUGCA